Colletotrichum tamarilloi is the source of this 363-nucleotide messenger RNA. RefSeq lists its product as uncharacterized. The record is from RefSeq and is a predicted model, not a curated record. The annotation marks the transcript as partial. NCBI's taxonomy places the organism in Eukaryota, Fungi, Ascomycota, Sordariomycetes, Glomerellales, Glomerellaceae. The transcript has a single exon.
GGACAGAGGGUGCAAAAUUCACCUAUUUCUUUUUUUUUCUUCGUUCUGGGCAUCCAUUUAGGAAGGGGGCAUUGGCGUUUUGGAGAACAAAAACUGUGUCCCAUUCCGAAAAAAGGGAGGACAAGCAAACAGUUGCCGUCAUGGGAGCAGGAGAAGAAGGCUGGAUCAAAGCAGGCAAAGUUGCUAGACAAACAACAGGAACAAAGGGGGAUGGGAGGGGGGAUCACAGAUACAAGGUUACUGCAUCGUAAUGCCUUCUUAUUAAUGCCAAAGAUGAUGAUGCCUCGAGCAUUGGAUGAACCUUCAAAACCUGUCUAUCUGCAUUGCAACUUGAACUGUGAGAGAGCCUUUUCAUUCCUAUAG